CUGUCUUUCUGCUUGCUUCAAAAACCUCACGGCAAAACGACACCGUACCACCAUCAUCUAAAUCCACAGUUCACUCUACUCACAAAUCACAUAAUUAUUAUGACAGUGAAGAAGAAAUUUGCAGCUGUUACUUCAAGACGUCAAUUUAUAUCCAAAAAAUUUCUAAUUUUAUUAUUCUUUAUUUUGUUUUGUUUUUUAUUUUAUUUCUUUGGUUUAUUUAGACUUCAAUCUACCUCAUCUUCAUCGUCACCUACUGAUUUUUUAUUUAAUGAUAUCAAAAUAAAUAAUAAUAAUAAUAUAAUGAAGAAAAAGGAAAAAAUAGCUUUCCUUUUUCUUGUUAAAGAAAGUGUUCCACUUGAUUUCCUCUGGCACAAUUUCUUCAAGAAUGCAGAUCCUGAGAAUUUCACAAUAUACAUACACUCAAAGCCUGGUUUUAUUUUCAAUGAGGCGACUACCAGAUCAACCUUCUUCUACAACAGGCAGUUGGAACACAGUGUUGUGGUAGGCUGGGGUAAGCCAACUAUGAUUGAGGCAGAGAAACUUUUGUUCAAGGCAGCCCUUGACGAUACUACCAAUCAGAUAUUCGUUCUACUCUCUGACAGCUGUGUCCCACUGUAUAACUUCAGUUACAUAUACACAUAUCUCAUGUCAGCUCCUAGAAGUUUCGUGGACAGCUUUAUUGAUGCCAAUGAUACGAAUGAGAAACGCUAUAAUCCAGAGAUGUCCCCUGACAUACCUGAAGACAAAUGGCGGAAAGGAUCCCAGUGGAUCACAUUGGUCAGAAAGCAUGCAGAGGAGGUUGCAUACGAUAAUGUAGUUUUCCCGAUCUUUAAUAAACACUGCAAGCGGCGGCCGCUUCUAGACUUGAGCAGAGGAAAUGAUUCUCUUAGAGAGCAGCAGCAACACAAUUGCAUCCCAGAUGAACAUUAUGUGCCAACGUUACUUGCAAUGCGGGGCUUUGAAGAUGAAUUGGAGAGGAGAACAUUGACUUAUUCUUUAUGGAACCAGUCAACUGAAACGAUGAAUACACAAGCCUGGCACCCCGUGACAUUUGUUUUUGCAAGUGCCAGCCAAAAAAGUAUCCAAGAGAUCAAGGAUAUUGACCAUGUUUAUUUCAAGUCUGAUAACCGGACGGAAUGGUGUGGUACUCAUGGUAGUGGUUGUUGUUACUUAUUUGCUAGGAAGUUUUCACGUGGUGCAGCUAUGCGCCUUUUGACUAAUGGGGUUAUUGGUCCAUAUGAUCCCAACACAUUGGUCUUAGACCGAACAUAGACUCAUCAUUCUAUUGUGUCAUUGGAGGCAAACAUUGAAGAUAGUGAUAGCAGAUGUAUACUUUGAGGUGAUGUAAAUAUUGAGGCGAUUGCAGAUAUAUCAAACCACUGUGUUUUUGAGCAAGUCAGAAUUUCAAUAUUAAUCUAUAUCUAUACUAUAUUAUAAA
Molecule: messenger RNA, 1438 nt
Organism: Erigeron canadensis
Lineage: Eukaryota; Viridiplantae; Streptophyta; Magnoliopsida; Asterales; Asteraceae
Product: glycosyltransferase BC10-like
Exons: 10
Coding region: 100-1272 (390 amino acids)
Cellular component (GO): membrane
Molecular function (GO): glycosyltransferase activity
Source: RefSeq, a predicted model, not a curated record